Molecule: messenger RNA, 1649 nt
Organism: Cuscuta campestris
Lineage: Eukaryota; Viridiplantae; Streptophyta; Magnoliopsida; Solanales; Convolvulaceae
Source: the annotation of a GenBank genome assembly
CCUAGGUACCGACCGUCUCGUCGGGUCAAAACGAUUUAAAACCCUAGACCAGCGUCUAUUCGGCAUCUGCAGCGUCUCUCUCCCGGCGGCCUCUCUCUCGUCUCUUCUCUACCGUAAGGCAUCCAAGGUAAACAUUCAUCCAAAUUUCAUCACUUUUAUCAUCAAUUAAGCUUCAAUUUCCAUAUCCUCUCCUUAAUUCGUGCAUUAAGUAUCACUUUUCCCAUUUUUCGUCCAAUUUUCCUAAUUUUCUCAAAAUCUCCAAAAUGAGUGAAAUUGUUUCAAAUGUUCAACCCGAUGUCCAAGGUGGGUUCAAGGCUUACGCCGACCCACAUAUCAUUGAGGGGAGAACCCUAAAACAAGAUGACAUCCCGGUUCCCGUUCUUGAACUUAUUCAAGAACAAGGUUGGAGUUUCUUUCUUCAACUCCAAGCCCCUGUUUACCCGGACCUUGUUAAUCAAUUCUAUUCUUCUAUGAAAUACUAUCCCGAAGACCCUUCCAUUACCGCCGUAGUUGCCGGCAAAACCUUUGGAUUCAACACCCAAAACCUUUCCGAAUGGUUUCAUCUAGAGCGUCAAGGAGUCUCUACCUAUUGCAAAAAGGGGUGGAUUACCGACUCCCGAGACUUCAACUCCGAUUCUUGCCUCCGAGUGCUUAAUAACAUUGCCCUUGACCAUGUCUUUAAGGACCCACACUACUUUCUUCAUAGGCCAAAUGUUCAAGACUUACCCGCAAAUAGGUUCACCCUUCUCAAAAUCCUCAAAGAAAAUAUCAUCCCGGUCCUUAACAAAGAUAAACAAGUUGGGGUUUAUGAAUGCACUCUUCUAUAUUGGCUCCUCACUCACAAGAAAAUCAAUCUCCCUUCCAUCAUCCUAAAACACAUGUACGAAUGCUCCGGUCGCCAAAACAAACCCUAUGGCAUGCUUCUUACCCACAUCUUUGCCAAGAGGGAAAUUCUUGAGGUGCGCCCUUCUCGUGUCCGCUAUCUUGAUGCGGAGUGCCUUGGCUAUUGUGGCCUUGUGAAGAUUGGAGAAGAGUACUACAUGAAGAAGGAGUUUCAAAAUCUUGAUGAAGCUACACGAGCGGAGUAUGGCCCUCGACGAUCCUUGUCCUCUGUGCCAUCUACUUCACGAGCAGCCCGGGCCGAAGCCGAAGAAAAGGCCAACACGGAUGUCCCCGUUCGUGCUCCUAGGGUCAAAUGCUCAAAGUCGGUGUCUCAUGCUUCUUCGGCCUCUCUCUUGCACCGUCACUCUCAAAUGGCUUCCAUUUCCAAAAACCCCUUCAAGAAGUUCAAGAAAUUCAUCCUCAAGACCGUAGUGGCUCCGAUGAAGAAAAUUCAAGAAAGCCUUGAUGACCUCUCGGAUCGGAUGAAGAAGAUGGAGGACCGUGAGAAUUGCCAAAAGCAAAAUGAGGAUCGUGCUUCUAGACGUCGCCGCUAAGUAUUGAGCAUUUGACAAAAUGAUCAAACAUUCACUUAUCUAUAUUUUUUUAAAAAAUUAUUAUGUAUUUUAUUUUAUGUUUCAAACUCCUAUCAUGUCUUAUGUUUAAAACUCGUACUUCUGCACUUUUAUGAUUGUUAACCCCUUUAUGAUUAUGCUUAUGAUUCACUUGAAUGCCUAUAAUUGUUGCCAUAAUGAAUGCCACUGUGUUGA